UUUUGGCAAAAAAAAGAGAAUAUAUUUGGGUAUAUCGAGCCUUAGGGAAUCUCUCUCUGGGUCAAAGUUGUGUAGAAUCAUCACAGUGUACAGGGACUGAGAACAGUGGACAAUGUGUAUAUGGGCUGUGCUCUUGUGAUGUGGGAUUUCAUCUAAACAAGCUGCAGUGCAUUUCAGAAAAAAAACAUCCGUUCCUUUUGGUUGGUUCUGUUGUCCUCCUCCUUGUGGUAACGAUAUCAAUCAUAACUUGCCUCAUGGUGUGUAGAAGAAAAUUGAAAGCGCGGAGUGGAAGACUGGUUGUUCAUACAGCUGAUAAUGUACCAGAGGACCAUAACUACUACACCUAUGCUAUUCCUGGCAAUAUCAGAGAUACAAAGGAAUGUCAAAUCCCUCUAAGUCACAGUGAUUGCAGUUAUAAAGGAGAUACACUUUACGACACAACUCACCACGCAGAGGAGCAAACAACAGAAAACUUGUAUGACGUCAGUGAACCGCUGUCCACUUUUAGAGAACCAUCCUCCUCUGAGGGCGUGUAUAUGUACAACCACCUACAUGAUAAAGAAACACAGCUGUGUGAAAAUCUAUAUGACGUCACAGAGUUUCCUGUUUCUCAUAAGACAGACGCAUAAAAGGAUUCAUGUAUAUCGCAAGGUUUAUGUCAAGGAGAAAUACUAAGUGAUCAGCAACUUUACAUGUUUUUCAGGCUCAUAUUCCAAUAAAUGUGAAAUUUAGACUUUUGAUAUACAACAUGUUUAGGGCUUGAAUAUUUUUUUUUAUGAAAUGAGGACAAGUACUUU
Molecule: messenger RNA, 797 nt
Organism: Saccostrea cuccullata (small rock oyster)
Lineage: Eukaryota; Metazoa; Mollusca; Bivalvia; Ostreida; Ostreidae
Exons: 4
Coding region: 255-629 (124 amino acids)
Source: RefSeq, a predicted model, not a curated record